Messenger RNA from Closterium sp. NIES-65, 2967 nucleotides. The record is from the annotation of a GenBank genome assembly. Lineage: Eukaryota; Viridiplantae; Streptophyta; Zygnematophyceae; Desmidiales; Closteriaceae.
AUGACAGGCGAUUGGAUGCGCGAGGGGGAUCACGAGAACGAGGAGAGAGGCGUUGGGAGGACGCACGGUGACGGGGAAACUGGGGAUUGGUGUGACAGAGAGCGCGGAGGAGGCGAGAGCCUAAUGUACAAGGGGAAGGCUCGAGGGGAAGGACGGUGGGAAGCGGCGGGAGCAGGUGCAGCAGCAGCAGCAGGGGAAGCAGAAGCAGGAGAUGCAGGAGCGGCAGGAGUGGCAGGAGAGGCAGGAGCGGCAGGGGAUGCAAGAGGAAGAAAGGAAGGCGAAGGGAGCGUUGGAAGGGGUGAAGCGCGCACGUCAAAGGCGGUGCAUGGGGAGGUGGCGGAGGAACAACGGCCAGCCUGCCCGCUCCUCACCCCACUCAUCGCCAUGCUCAUUCCCCCGACGCCCCUCACGCCGCCCACGCCUCUCCGUCCGCUCACGCCAUCCCGCCCCUUGAACCCGCCUGUCACGGCCAGAGCGAGAGCACACAGAGAAGAGAUGCCGGCAGCGUGGGUGAUGAUCAUCCGUGGCAGGGCUCUAUCGGUGGUGAUGCUGACUGUUCGGCCCCUGCUGCUGUUGCGGCCCAGGAUGCUAGCGAUACCUGCUGCUGUGGCUGUGGGCGCAGGUGGGCUGAUACUACCGAGGGCGAGUGUGGUUGUGGAGGGGGGGGGGCGGCGGAUGAGAGGACAACAGGACUGGCAAGAGGGUGGCAGUGAUGGUUGUGGGGGAGAAGGGGGCAACGCGAGCAGGGAGGAGAGAGGUGAAGGGGGGCAGCGGGGGCGUGAGAGCAUCGGAGGCGUUGAAGGGUGUGAUUGGCCCAUGGUGGUGUGUGCCAUGGCUAGUAAGCGGCUGCUGCAACACGCAGUGCAGACGCCGUCCCUCCGCCUCAUCAUCCCGCCCAACCGUCUCUCCUCCCUCUUCUGGUUCCUCUCUCAUACCCCCUCCCUCACCUCCCUCUCCCUGCACUUCCCUUCCCCGCCCCUCUUCCUUCCCUGCCACUUGCAGCGCGCCCUAGCCCCCUCGGUCCUCUCCCUCUCCUCGCUCCACCUCUCUUGCUCAUCUGCUCCGUCUCCCCCCCUUCCCCGUACCUCCUCCCCGCGUUUCCCCACUCCCUCUCCCUCUCCUCCACCGAAUGCCCUCAGUCCCACACACUCCCCGUCUCCUGCAGAAUUGAGGGAUGGCAGAGGGGGGAGGGGCGAAAGAGGAGGAGUGUUAGGAAGGGUGGAGAGGACAAGGUGGGCGGGGGGUGAGGGAGGAGAGCAGGAGCUGGUCCAAGGAGUUGGUAGAGUCUUGGAGGAAGAAAAGGAGGUGGAAGGGGAGCAGGAGCAGACGGAGGAGGAGGAGCAGGGAGUGAGUUGGGGUGUGAUGGCAUGGCUGGGAGCAUACCCGUGUCUGCGCCAUUUGUCCCUGGAAGGCAGUGCCUGGACAUGGCAUGUGCCCGGCCUGCACAUGCCAACUUCACACCCACCUCGCAUGCCCGAUACCCCCUUCUCUUGCCCCACCCCACCGUCUAUGUCACACCACUCCUCUCCUCUUCCGCCUCCUCCUUUCUUCCCCUGCCUCACGUCCCUCCACCUCUCCAACGUGCGGUAUGACUGGCCUCUCUUCUCCCUCCUCCACCGCCUCUCUCCUCAGCUCACCUGCCUCUCUCUCACCCAUGCCAUGGAGCAAUGCUCCCUUCCAAUCCCCCUCUCUUCAUCCUCGCCUCCCCACUCCCCUUCCUCCUCCUCCUCGUUUUCCUCCUCCCUCACCUCCUCGUUCAACUCAUCGUUCUCCUCCCUCUCUCCCACCUUCCCACACCAUCUCUCCAUCACCCUCCACCUCCCUCUUGCCCACACCAUCCGCUUCCACUUCACCGCAGCCUCACGCCUCUCCUUCCUCCUCCUCGCCUCGCCCCGUCUCUCGACUCUCUCCAUUGUUGGGGGUGGGUGUCCCGUGACCGUUCUCAACACACCGCAUCUCCACUCCUUGGUGGCUGGCUGCAUCGACCUCUCACUCCCUCACCUUCUCUCUGUGCGUCAUCUCUACCUCCUCGUCGAGCCCAACGCCCUGCUACUGCGCCAGCCCACACGGGUACUACCAGGUGGUUAUGCUGGGAUCGCAGCACUUGGUUGGCUGGCUCGUGUAGCAGGCACAGUGGAGAUUCUGGUUGCACGGCGGGUGAUAGGGCAGCUGGAGUGCGGCACGUGGGAUAGCCUCAGGAGCAUGGCAGUCAAGUGCAUAUCCUCCCGCCGCCAGCACCACCAUCCCACUCCGCCCUUCGCCCUCUCCGCGCUGCACAGGCAGCAGCCGUUGAGUCUCACUGGAGCCACCACCGCUGGCAACAGCAGUACUGCGGCUAGUUUCGGUAGCGGUUUGCGUGGUGUGUUUGCAGCAGGAGCAACAGCAGCAGGAGGAGGACAAGACGUGCCCAUGACCCAGGGACGAAUGGGUGAUACAUUGAAUGAUCUGCAUCACCCGCUUCCUCCUUACAAUCCUCCUGCUCUCUUCUCUUUGUCUGAGAUCGAUUCUUCAUCCGAGCCCAGCCUGCUCCCGUUGCCAGUGGGUACGGGCCUUUUGGGUUUCUUCUGCUGCUUGCUGGGUGCGCCCUGCUCUCGUGCAUCCCUGCACGCCCUGCUUCUGCACUGCCCUCUCAUGCGCUCCCUGCACGUGUGGGUGCCUGCUGCUGCUGAGACGUGGCAAUGGGAUGUGAGGAGCGGAUGGCUGGAUGAGGGACGGAGUGACGAGGAGUGGGAUGGGGUUGGGGAUGGUGGGAAGGAAACGGAAGAGAGUGACGAUGAGCGCAUUGACGAGGAGAGAGGAGGAGAUGGGGAGGGUACGGAGGAGAGAAACAGGGAGGUUAGUGGUAAGCAGGAGGAGUGUGCAUGGGAGGAGGUGAGGGUGGGGGAGAAGGUGCUAAAUCUGCCGCUGCACAUGCCUGUCAACAAUCACCCUGGUGGAGACGGGACCCUUGGUGACAAUGUAUACUAG